UUCCGGUCAGAGCUUCGCCAGCGUUGUAUCCGGUCGGGAGCGGCGGAACUGGAGUGGUCCUUGCUGGGCAGAGGAUAUGAACUUUGCAGACCUGGCCAUUGCCUUCUCCCAGGAGGAGUGGGGACUCCUUGAUGAGGCUCAGAGACUUCUGUACUGGAAUGUGAUGCUAGAAGUCUUUGCCCUUGUAGCAUCUGUGGGUUGUUGGCAUAAAAAGGAAGAUGAGGAGGCCCCUUGUGAGCAGAGUAUAUAUGUAGAAGAAGAGUCACAGGCUGGGGUUUCUAAGACAUCUCCAGCAACUCAGAAAGCCCUUCCUUGUCAGCAGUGUGUCUCAGUCUUGAAAGCCAUAUUGAACCUGACCGAGUUCCAGGCAGCAUACCUUGGGCAGAAAGCAUUCUUCAGUGAUGCCUGUCUGAGAGGCUUCAGUUUCAGUGCAAACCUUCACCAUCAACAGAGGCCUUCCAGUAGAGAGAAGCCUUGGAAAGGAUAUAUGGACAGGGCCUCCUUUGUGACCAGGUAUAGCUCUUACGUAUCAAGUGCACCUUUCAUCAAUAGGGAGGUUACAGAGGAAUUUCCAGCCAUCUCAGACUUUCUCCUGCACCAGGCCACUCCUAGCAGUCAGGAACAAUGCAGUGGGCUGUCCUUACCUGGUGAAUGUGAAGAAACUUCUGGCCACACCAAGGAAUUUGUUCAACAACAGAGUGUCUACUCUGGAAAAGAGCUUUACGAGGGUACCAAAUGUGGAAAGGCUUCCACACAAAUUUUUAACCUCAUUCCACAUAGGAGAGUUCACACCGGAGAAAAGUUGCUUGUUUGUGGUGAUUGUGGGAAGUCCUUCAGGCAUAGAUCUAACCUUUGUCAACAUCGAAAAAUUCACAGUGAGGAAAAGCAGCAUGAGUGCACUGUCUGUGGGAAACAUUUUCACUACAAAUUUACCCUUGUUGAUCAUCAGAGAAUUCACACUGGUGAAAAGCCUUAUGAGUGUAAUGAAUGUGGGAAAUUUUUCAGAAAAAAGGAUAAACUCAUCGAUCACCUCAAAUGUCACACUGGUGAAAGGCCUUUUGAGUGUUGUGAAUGUGGGAAAUCUUUUCGUCGUAAGCAUCACCUCCAGAGACAUGGAAGACUUCACACCAGAGAAAUGCCUCAUGAGUAUAGUGAGUUCAGGAAAUCUCUUAAUCGUCAGAGGCGUUCUGUUAAACGUCGUCAAGUUCAUUCUCUAGAAAAAUCAUAUGAGUGUGGUGAAUGUGGGAAAUGUUUUCGUCGCAAAUACCAAUUUAUUACGCAUAAGACAAUUCACACUGGAGAAAAGCCCUUUGAGUGUACUGAUUGUGGGAAGUUCUUCAGGCUAACCUCUCUCCUCCUCCAACACCAGAGAAUUCACACUGGAGAAAAGCCCUUUGAAUGCAGUAUGUGUGGGAAGGCCUUCAAACAAAAAUCAGCCCUCAUUCAACACCAGAGAAUUCACACUGGAGAAAAGCCCUUUGAGUGCAGUGAGUGUGGCAAGUCCUUCAAUCAGAAAUCUGCCCUCAUUCAACACCAGAGAAUUCACACUGGAGAAAAGCCUUUUGAGUGUAAUGAUUGUGGGAAAUCUUUCAGACAAAGCAGUAAGCUUAUUGAUCACCUCAGAGGUCACACUGGGGAAAGGCCUUAUGAGUGUAGGGAAUGUGGAAAGUGUUUUAGACAGAGCUCUACUCUUUCCCAACACCAGAAAGUUCAUAGUAGAUUAAAUCCAAACAAGUGAAGCAAAUGUGGGAAUAAAUUUAGACGAAUCCUUCUUUUUUUUUUUCCA
Artibeus jamaicensis (Jamaican fruit-eating bat) is the source of this 1786-nucleotide messenger RNA. Its product is annotated as zinc finger protein OZF-like. Lineage: Eukaryota; Metazoa; Chordata; Mammalia; Chiroptera; Phyllostomidae. Gene Ontology annotation, biological process: regulation of transcription by RNA polymerase II. The transcript is spliced from 3 exons. The record is from RefSeq and is a predicted model, not a curated record. Gene Ontology annotation, cellular component: nucleus. Gene Ontology annotation, molecular function: DNA-binding transcription factor activity, RNA polymerase II-specific; RNA polymerase II transcription regulatory region sequence-specific DNA binding. Bases 77 to 1738 code for a protein of 553 amino acids.